AGCAAGGCACAGAUUUGCAGUCCCUGCCUGUCACAUGCCUGUAUGGUUUCACCCAGCACCAGUAUACUAAUGUUUCAAUACAAGCAGCACUUUAAUACAGAACCAUGGCUUAUUAGGAUGCUGAAUGUCGAUGCUUUGCAAGAUCACACAUACUUGUCUGCAAGAUUUUAGAAGCCAACCAACGUUGUUGAUCAAUCCUGUGUUAUCAUUUACUCAGGGGAUUUUUAUUUUGGACAAAUUGUACCUAGAAGUCUGUUUUGCUCCAUAAGGAAUAUGAGAAGAUGUCGCUGAUGCUAAUUUGGGCAUGAGAUGCUUUAGACUUUUUUUUUAAAGGGGGAAUCAAUGAAAUUCAAAAAUUCUCUCUAACUAGUGCCAGGCUUUUUUUUUUUUUUUUUUCUUUUUUUCCACUGCUGAAGAAAAGUGGAGUUUUACCAAGACAUAUUUUCGUGCCUUCCAAAAUAAUGGGGAAGGGUCUGGAAACUGCAAGCUGUGGGUUAGGACUUGGAUACAUCUUGCAAAUGUGUUUUCUACCUGCAUUGGCCAUACUGAGUGCAAGUAGCACUUUUGCAGCUCAAGAAUUCCCCAGCUUCAGCCUACAAGAUCACAAAACAGAUGAUGAUUUCUUUCAUGAGCUCCCAGAAACCUUUCCUUCUGACCCUCCAGAGCCAUUACCCCAUUUUCUCAUUGAGCCAGAAGAAGCCUAUAUAGUGAAGAACAAGCCUGUGAACUUAUACUGCAAGGCAAGCCCAGCUACACAAAUCUACUUUAAGUGCAACAGUGAGUGGGUACAUCAGAAGGACCAUGUUGUGGAUGAGAGAGUAGAUGAAACCUCAGGUCUCAUUGUCAGAGAAGUGAGUAUAGAGAUUUCUCGCCAACAAGUGGAGGAGUUGUUCGGCCCAGAAGAUUACUGGUGCCAGUGUGUGGCAUGGAGUUCUGCAGGUACCACCAAAAGCAGAAAGGCAUAUGUCCGGAUAGCAUAUUUAAGAAAAACAUUUGAGCAAGAACCGCUUGGGAAAGAAGUUUCUUUAGAACAAGAAGUCCUAUUGCAGUGUCGCCCACCUGAAGGAAUCCCAGGAGCUGAGGUCGAAUGGCUAAAGAAUGAAGAUGUGAUUGACCCAGUUGAGGAUCGUAAUUUUUAUAUCACUAUAGAUCAUAACCUCAUCAUUAAACAAGCAAGGCUUUCAGACACAGCUAACUAUACCUGUGUUGCCAAAAACAUUGUAGCCAAGAGAAGGAGUACCACGGCCACCGUGAUAGUAUAUGUAAAUGGAGGCUGGUCUACAUGGACAGAAUGGUCUGCGUGCAAUAACCGCUGUGGGAAAGGGUACCAGAAACGCACAAGAACAUGUACAAAUCCAGCACCACUAAAUGGUGGCUCCUUCUGUGAUGGUCAAGGUGUACAGAAGAUAACUUGUACUACAUUAUGUCCAGAGGACGGCGAAUGGACAGGUUGGAGCAAAUGGUCCACUUGUGGAACAGAAUGUACACACUGGCGCCGUAGAGACUGUUCCAACCCCCCACCGAGAAAUGGGGGCAAAGAUUGUGAUGGUCCAGUACUGCAAUCAAAGAACUGCACUGAUGGCUUGUGCAUGCAAACCGCUCCAAGCUCCGACAACGUGGCUCUGUAUGUAGGCAUUGUGAUAGCCGUGAUUGUGUGUCUGGCUAUUUCGGUCAUUGUGGCAUUGUUUGUAUAUAGAAAAAACCAUCGUGGCUUUGAGUCUGAUAUCAUCGAUACUUCAGCACUGAAUGGGGGAUUUCAAGCUGUUAACAUUAAAGCUGCUAGACAAGAUCUUCUGGGAGUUCCACCGGACUUAACAUCUGCAGCAGCAAUGUACAGAGGACCAGUCUAUGCUCUACAUGAUGUUUCUGAUAAGAUUCCAAUGACAAAUUCCCCUCUUCUUGACCCCUUACCAAAUUUAAAAAUUAAAGUGUACAAUUCCUCAGGGGCAGUUACACCUCAAGACGACCUGUCAGAUUACACAUCAAAGCUAUCUCCACAGAUUACACAGUCCCUCUUAGACAAUGAUACACUGAAUAUGAAGAACCAAAGUCUGGCAAGGCAAACUGAUCCAUCAUGCACUGCUUUUGGAACAUUUAAUUCAUUAGGAGGACACUUAAUUAUUCCCAAUUCGGGAGUAAGCUUGCUGAUUCCUGCUGGGGCUGUUCCUCAGGGAAGAGUAUAUGAAAUGUAUGUGACAGUUCACAGGAGAGAGAAUAUGAGGCCCCCAAUAGAAGACAAUCAGACACUGUUGACUCCAGUAGUAAGCUGUGGACCCCCAGGAACACUGAUGACCAGACCUGUUAUUAUCACAAUGCACCACUGUGCAGAAAUGAAUCCUGACGACUGGAAAAUCCAACUGAAGGAGCAGUCUGUGCAAGGACAGUGGGAGGAUGUUGUUGUUGUGGGAGAGGAGAAUUUCACCACCCCUUGCUACAUUCAAAUGAACUCAGAAGCCUGUCACAUACUCACGGAAACAUUAAGUACCUAUGCACUGGUGGGGCAGUCUACUAGCAAAUCAUCAGCAAAACGUCUGAAACUUGCUAUAUUUGGUCCAACAUCCUGUACAUCUCUGGAAUAUAACAUUCGAGUAUACUGUUUAGAUGAUACACAAGAUGCACUUAAGGAAGUGAUACUACAGGAAAGAAAAGUGGGAGGGCAGUUGCUGGAUGAACCUAAAACACUUCACUUUAAAGGAAGUACUCACAAUCUGCGCUUGUCAAUCCAUGAUGUCCCGCACUCCCUCUGGAAAAGUAAAUUGUUAGCUAAAUAUCAGGAAAUUCCAUUCUAUCAUAUUUGGAGUGGUUGCCAAAGGAAUCUUCAAUGCACCUUUACUCUGGAACGCUUCAGCCUGAGUACCAUAGAGUUAAUUUGUAAGCUGUGUGUAAGACAGGUGGAAGGAGAAGGACAAAUUUUCCAGCUGAACUGCACAGCCUCAGAGGAACCUAGCUGCAUUAUUGAUUUCCCUCUCAUGGAUUCAGCAAGCACCAUUACUACCAUUAUAGGACCAAGUGCUUUUAGCAUUCCCUUAACUAUUCGUCAGAAGCUUUGCAGCAGCCUCGAUGCACCUCAGACGCGAGGACACGACUGGAGACUGUUAGCCCACAAACUCCAGUUAGACAGAUACCUUAAUUACUUCGCUACAAAACCCAGCCCCACUGGAGUCAUCUUAGAUCUUUGGGAAGCUCAGAACUACCCAGAUGGAAACCUUAGCACGCUUGCCGCUGUUUUGGAGGAGAUGGGCCGACAUGAGACAGUUGUUUCUUUGGCAGCAGAAGGAAAUUAUUGAUUCUCUAUACAAAAAAACGAAGACAGAGAUUGACACUUGGGACAUUGUAAUGAAAGUUAAAACAAAAAAAAAACAAACCUGAAAAAGUAUAUUGACCAAUGAAUUUUACUUAUAAUAUUUAAAAUGACUUUGAUAUAAACCUUUUCUUGUAUAUUAACAUAAAAAUGCAAAGCUGUAUCUUGAAUAUUAUAAACCAACCUGAUGCUCAUUCAGUGUGGCUAUACAUCGCUUGGUACAGGAUUUAACAGUUUCCUAGGAAACGCAUUUUAUUGCUAUCCAGGUACAUGGAUAAAACGUCUUUACAAUCCCAGAUCCAAUGGACAUUGUUUACAUCCAAUAAUGGACAGGGGUUAUUGAUACUGUCCCAUGACUAUUUAUAUUUUCUGUAAGCCAUCUACAUUUAAGAUGUCUACCACCUGAGGCUUUUAGACAAGCAAUUACCAGUGAUUUUCUGAAUGGUACCCUGGUCACUGCAUCCAGUAUCAGAUAAGGUUCCCAUCAUGUUUUUCUGUUCUUGGUGCUCUUGUGGAGAAAGCUCUGUUUGCUUGUUUGGAAACCCAAGCAGCAAUGCAUUCGUAUUCCAAUAUAUUUGGCAAGAAAAUACUUGUUUUUUUUUUAUCAAUCUUACAAAUGAUGCAUUACAAAAAAAAUGUUUUUAAUUUGAGCUGUUUGGAGCUAUAUGUAAUUGCUGAGAAAAUAUAUAUUUUUCCAAAGAUAUUCCUAAAGUUAUGGAGGGAAUUGGAAUAUAGUGUCGUCAUUGGUUAGUAUUAUAUGAAGUUGCCGAUGUUAACAUUUGAUAGUAAACACCUUUAUUAACUUUAACAAAACUUCACAAUGUGUCUUUCCACCCUACAUUUUCAUUUUUAGUUUUUAAAUUUAAGACAGAUUCUUUAAUUUAUUUACAUAUAUCACUGCAAACACCUAUAGAUUUGCUAAUUGGUUGACAAGUUUCACAGUUGUAUAGGUGGCCCAAUACAAACUACAUGAAGAGAUAAAAAUAUAUUUACUUAACAAACAGUACCCAAUUUUCAAAGAAAAGAAAAACAAAACUUUGAUAUAUUUUAAUUAUCUAUGUGCAAGACAUUAUA
This is a messenger RNA of Bombina bombina (fire-bellied toad), 4375 nucleotides long. RefSeq names its product unc-5 netrin receptor C (gene UNC5C). The record is from RefSeq and is a predicted model, not a curated record. Bases 462 to 3287 code for a protein of 941 amino acids. Gene Ontology annotation, biological process: netrin-activated signaling pathway. The transcript is spliced from 17 exons. Gene Ontology annotation, cellular component: membrane. Gene Ontology annotation, molecular function: protein binding; netrin receptor activity. Lineage: Eukaryota; Metazoa; Chordata; Amphibia; Anura; Bombinatoridae.